This is a messenger RNA of Daphnia magna, 2089 nucleotides long. RefSeq lists its product as uncharacterized. NCBI's taxonomy places the organism in Eukaryota, Metazoa, Arthropoda, Branchiopoda, Diplostraca, Daphniidae. Bases 884 to 1984 code for a protein of 366 amino acids. The transcript has 5 exons. The record is from RefSeq and is a predicted model, not a curated record.
GAUAUGCUAACACUUAUGAGCCUUAUUUUUAAUCCAACUCGCCCAUAGUAGUAUGGUGUAGGACAAAGUAGCGUGAAUACAAUCUCAAUGUUUCUUAACACCAUCUAGCGGUGUAAACUUCAGUUCCAUUUUUCUUACUUUUUUUUUACAAGUUUCGAUUUGCAUUAUGUAAUAAAAUUUUUGCAGCCAUUCAAACAUUUUCUAGAAAGAAAACCAUUAGCUGAUCAAAACGUUUUGUUUGUAGCAUUCAAUUUGAUGGUGCAUAUUUCAGAAACAACCUAAAACCAAGGCUGCAUUUUAAACUGUAUUAUCCCGUACCCAACUGGAACAUUUUAUCUGCCCUUUAAGACGAUUUUUUUAUUUCUUCGUUUUGGCACGUGUUUUGGUUUGGUUGGCCUUUCCUUCUUUACCCAGGAAAUCGAUGUUUGAUUGAUAUUAAAAGAUUAGACGGAACUAUGGAAGAAGUUGACUGAAAGAGUUUCUUUUAUGAACAGCCUUGGUUAAUGCCAAAUGCCAAUGGCAUGAAGCAAGCUAUAGCCUUCCUCAAGAACUAGUGAGAUGUUGGGGUAUAAGCUAUAAUUUUCAAAACGCUAGGAGGGAACUUCGUUCGUUGCUACUCUACAAGGCUGUAUACCAAACUAUUUGGAUUUUUGAAAUUCGGUUUUCUUUACUGACAUUCUCACCCAACUGAAGUACAGAUACACGGGGACUGCAGAGAGAGUGAGAUUUUCAAAGUUGAAACUCAGUUGGCCUUUCUUGGCUUUUGUCGUUCGUGUGAUAAAGACGAGGUCUGGGAGGUUAGGUUGGUGUAAUCACUAUUGAGAAUUGGUGUGCAAAUUUCAGUUGGCCAGAGUCAGAAUCGUGGAAAUUUCAACGAGGUGAAAUGGAACGUGUGUUAAUGCUCCCGCGGCCAUUUUUACUCACGAUUGGCCUGGUUAUAUUUUGUGCUAACCUUUCAAUAUUAUGGUUUUAUGGUGAAGACAGCCCGAACACCAUACCUCCCGUAAAUCAAGCAAAUCUACAGAUAUUCUAUCGAUCGUUUCUAGAUGACACAUUGCCGCUGUGCAAUAAUGGCUUUCUCGACAUGAAGAACUACCUCAAUCCACCAUGCCGUGCAAAAUCGUUUGCAUUAGAAGACACCACCAGAUGCCUUGAUAGACUUUCUUAUGGUGAUCAUUCACAUCCAAAUCAAACAGAGCUUUAUCAGCUUUUACCUACUAGUCAAACACCUGGAGGUGGGCGAACUACUUCAGAGAAUAAACUUGUGCAUUUUAUUUUCGUUGGUGAUUCCACAAUACGACAACAUUUUUACAACUUGCUUAAGUUCUUGCCGGACUACGAUCUCGAAUUCGAUUCACCGAUCGUUUCGAAACAAGGAAAACUUCACAUGGACGCGAAUGUAACGAGCCGUUUAUUAAAUUUCCAUGCCUCGUUUCAUUGGGAACCGAGAUUUUCAAACAGGACGAAUGACAUCUUUUCAAAAUGGACUUCCAAAAACGAUGUCGUCCGAGUGAUAGUUCUCGGUAUGUCCUUACAUCACAUCAUGCAUCUGCAAGAAGACAGUUCUCAAUAUUCAGAGUUUAAGAGAGGACUGACUGAGCUUUUGCCAAUUCUCCAGCGUGUCGCUAAACAUAACAAAGUUGUUUGGGUGAAGCAGUACACCGUCAUCGACAAUCCUUUCAUAUCCAGCAUCUUUUACAAUCACAUGAACAACUUGAUUCAGAUCAGGCCAUCCAUUUAUCAGUUCAAUUUAUUGGUUGCUAAUAUAUUAAGGGACAGCGGGAUCAUCCUCUGGAACACAGGUGAUUUGAUCGUUGAAGGAUACAUCCGUAGUUGUUUUGUUCUGCCUCGUAACGAUCUUGAAUUUACCGGAAAGGCUUACUUCAGUUGUCCCGAUUUAGUUCAUCCGGGUUUCGUGGCGCAGGUUUAUGCGACGCAUCUUUUCCUCAAUGAGGCGUGUCAUAUUACCAAUGGCGAUGUCUGACUAUAGCCGUAGCACUAAGUGGUAGACGUGUAAUCUUUCAUAUGAAUUUUUGAGGCCCAAGUUUACGUUGUUAUGUAAUACACUGACAAUUUUUACCUGGUGAAA